AUGAGCGGGCGAUCAACACCAACCCUCGGCCACCACGCCCGCCACGUCCGCAAUGCCUCACACCUCGGGAACCUCAAGAAGGUGCAAAUCAACGGCACCGCCGCCGCACGGAGCAGCGACAAUGUCUUCGCGUCGCUGCGCAACACGCAGAUGGCGGCGUCGAAGCCACUGCUGCCUGCCGAGCUGAUAGCCACCAUCCUCGACUACCUGCCCGUGUCGGACUUGGUCGGAUUUGCUCGCGUGUCUAGGCGGCUGCAGGAGAUGGUGUACGACGACACGCGAUGGAUCCAGAAGCUCAAGCAGAUGAGCGCCUGGAACGAGGCAGAGGCGAGACAGAGCGUGGACGAUGCCAUGAAGAGGAAGACGGAGGCACAGCAGUCCAAGCAGGCAGAAGAGGCUAAGCGCACAGGCGUGCACCAGGCAGGGACUGCGAAUGGUGUUGCUGGAGGUGGCGCACGCCAUGCGCGAAGUGUCACCAUGUUCGACGCUGGUGUGGAAGAGCAGAAAUACAGGCAGUCCUUGGAACAGCCCAAUUCCCCGCAGCACAGGAGGCAGAGGACUCUAGCAGAUGGAUUCGAAGAUCUGACCAUCUCCGGCACGCCGACUUCACCUGCAAAGACUGUGUCAAGCACAGUAGAUCCGAAUGAGGCUCUGACCGUGUUCAAGCGUGUUCGAUCAAUACGUGGGCAGGCCAGGCAGGAGUUUGGGAAGGUCUACAGUGCACUGGGACCAAUCUACCUGGACCUCGCCAACUCAAAAGGCCACUCCGACGCCCGCAUCUUCCGCGCCUAUCGCGACCCAGAGCAGCAAGCACUGAUCCUCGGCAACCUCAAGCGAUUCGCGCAAUGCGACUUGGCGUACGAGUGGCAGCUACGUGAGCAGAGUCUCGACUCCAUGAUCAGUGUGUUCGAGAAUGCUGUUCUAUCAGAGUUCGAGCAAGGCUACGCGGCAGACGAUGUCACUGGCCGCAUGAAACGGUACGCGCAUGUUCUCGUUGCUCUUAAUGGUGGCAACGCAGGCAUAGACUCUUUCAUCUCCAACCACCCCAUCAUGUCGAGAACAACUCGAUCUGGUAAUCCGCUGGACUGUCUUGAAGCUGUCGCGCCAGGUCAUGUUGAUCUCAAUCCUGCACAACGCUUCUUCGAGCAGCUAGCAGCGGUCAUGGUACAGCAGUCUCAGAUCAUAGACACGGUCUUUCCGCAGACGGUCGAUGUACUCACGCCGCUCUGGAGGAGGCUCUGCGAAGAGCUCAUAGUUGAGUACACUACGACUUUGUUCGACGAGGCACGCCGGCGAGGGAUCGAGACCUACGCCAAGGCUGUGUCCGGCACAUUCUCACAGGCUUUGCGCCUGCUAGCAUCACUAAAGCCAACCAAGGCCUCAUCAUCCGACUUCGCAGAGAGCACCAAGCGGACACUUGUGCAGUGCUUCGAAAAGCACAUCGACCUCUACCUUGCCGAAGAGUUCGAGGUGUUCCGCACGAAGGCCGAAGCAGACGUUACACACUGGGAGAAGGAGCUGUCAGAGCAGGAAGCGACUACCGAGUCCUAUUUCAUGUCGAACGUCAGCCGACAAGCAGCAAAGCGAGAUUUCUUGUCAUCCUUCAAGAAGGUGGUCAUGAUGCCAGUGAAUGUUGUGUCAUACCCGUUCGCGCCAGCGAAGCCGACAAGUGUGGCAGCUAAGUCUUCGGCUCAUCUUGACAACAUUGACACUUCAUAUGCGGGCGGAAGACCUGCCUCGCCCACGCCACGUGCACUAACGCCUACCCAAGAAGCACCCACAACGGAGCUGGAGGCCAAGGCAGCCAUCCUCAACUCUAGGCUCGAAGGCAUCAAGUCUUUGUUCAGCAUUGAAGUUGCACUGAACCUGACCCACCUCGCUAAAGCAUCGAUUGAACGUGCUGCAGUGAUGUCGAAGAUGGGCGGCAAUGAUGGGGAACAGGCAAAGAAGCAGUGCGAGAACAUCUUCGUCACGCUGCUCGACAUCCUUGGCAAGCGUCACAUUAAGAAUGGCUUCGACAAGGCUGUUGGUCAUCUGGGCGACUACAAUCCUCGGGAAGUGCGAAAGUUUAAGCAACAACAGCAAAAUGGCGAGACUCCUGCACCAAGCACGCACGUUGGAGUAGAGCCUCUUGUCACGUUCUUGGAGCUCGUCAAUGUCGGUGACCUGAUCCAGCAGAUGAUUGAUGUCUUUUACACCCAGGAACUGGUAACCACCAAGCUCUCUGAUCGAGAUGACUUUCUCAGCCCAGCAGUCAAGGACAAGAAGAAGUUCGAGCAGAUGCUUGACGAGCGAGUCGCCGCAGGACUGAACAAAGGCAUUGAUGUUCUUAUCGAUGAGGUCGAGUACAUCUGCGCCACUUCACAAACACCGACCGACUUCAACCCCGGGCCCGACGGCGUCGUCGACAUUGGUCCUACGACCACCGCUAAGCAAGUCGUGGACAUGGUCAGUGGACACACUGGCAUGCUUGUCGGUAGUACCGACAAGAACAUGCUCGAUGUCUUCAAUCAAGAAGUCGGCCUGCGCCUCUUCGGCGCUCUAUGCAAACACUUCAAGCGUCAACGCAUCAGCGUCGAAGGUGCAAUCAAACUGAUCUGCGACAUCAACCACUACAGUGCCUUCGUCACUACCCUCCGCCAGAAGCCACUGAUGCCAUACUUCGAAGCCUUGCGGGAGAUGUCGCAGAUAUACCUAGUCUACAUCGAGCCGCCUGCCAGCGUCUUCGGUACCAAUGCGAAAGGCAAGCGAGGCAGUCUGCUGUCGACGAAAGCCUCGGAGACAUCGAAGCAGGCUAAAGAGCUGGCUACUAUUAUUGCAGACUCGCAGCGGUAUCAUGGCAUCUUCCCGGCGGAGGAAGUCUACGAGUUUGCUGAGCGACGUGCAGAUUGGUACAUGGUGAAGGGCGAUGUGGAGAGAGCGAUGUAUGGUGUUGGAUGCACGCUUAUGUGA
This is a messenger RNA of Fulvia fulva, 2952 nucleotides long. Its product is annotated as F-box protein pof6. The record is from RefSeq and is a predicted model, not a curated record. The transcript has a single exon. Gene Ontology annotation, cellular component: exocyst; cytoplasm. Gene Ontology annotation, molecular function: protein binding. NCBI's taxonomy places the organism in Eukaryota, Fungi, Ascomycota, Dothideomycetes, Mycosphaerellales, Mycosphaerellaceae. Gene Ontology annotation, biological process: Golgi to plasma membrane transport; exocytosis. The coding region runs from base 1 to 2952 and encodes 983 amino acids.